GAGAGAGUAAGGGUAUGUCUAUGCCUAAUCUAUCGUCCAAUGUCUUAAUGUCGAAUAUCUUGAGCUGGAAACUUCGGUUUCGUUCUUUCUCUCUCUUUCUCUCUCAGAUCUCUUAGGGUUUUCACUUUCACCGUUUCUGCUACUUCCGAUCUUCCACCAUCUUCGCCUGAAGAUAUUGCUAGCUAGGGUUUUGGAGUAGUGGAAUAGACGGAUUACGAUUAAGGAUUCUGUUUUGUCUUUAUGGAUAAGGACAAAUCUCUAGGUCACGGUGGAGGUUUGCCACCUCCCUCGGCACGUUAUUCGGGUUACUCACCUUCCGGAACUGCGUUCAGUGUGAAAUCUGAGCCGCCGUCGUCGUCGACGUCGUCGUAUCUGCCACUGGCUCCGGGAAUUUCCACACCGGAGUCUAGUGCGUUUAGUCAUGAUAUUAGCAGAAUGCCCGAUAAUCCUCCGAGAAAUAGAGGUCACAGGCGUGCUCAUUCCGAGAUUCUUACCCUUCCGGAUGAUAUUAGCUUUGACAGUGACCUUGGUGUGGUUGGAGGUGCCGAUGGGCCUUCCUUCUCCGACGAAGCCGAGGAGGACUUGUUGUCUAUGUACCUUGAUAUGGAUAAGUUCAAUUCGUCGUCGGCGACGUCCACGUUUCAAAUGGGCGAACCGUCUGGUGCAGUGGGAGCGUCGGGUUCGGCAUCGGGGGCACCCACCUCUUCUGCAGAGAAUAGUGCUGUUGGAACUCUUGAACGGCCCAGAGUUAGACACCAGCAUAGUCAAUCCAUGGAUGGAUCAACUACCAUCAAGCCUGAGCUGCUGGUUUCUGGUUCGGAAGACUUGUCUGCGGCGGAUUCCAAAAAAGCAAUGUCAGCUGCUAAGCUUGCUGAGCUUGCCUUGAUUGACCCCAAACGUGCGAAAAGGAUAUGGGCAAAUAGACAGUCUGCUGCGAGAUCAAAAGAGAGGAAGAUGCGGUACAUUGCUGAGCUUGAAAGGAAGGUACAAACGUUGCAAACGGAAGCAACAUCUUUGUCUGCACAAUUAAGUCUCUUGCAGAGGGAUACAAAUGGCUUGAAUUCUGAGAACAGUGAACUGAAGCUGCGGUUACAAACCAUGGAGCAACAAGUUCACUUGCAAGAUGCACUAAAUGACGCAUUAAAAGAGGAAAUUCAGCAUUUGAAAAUACUGACUGGACAAGCUAUGCCACCUAAUGGAGGAGGACCUAUGCUGAACUUUGCCUCUUUUGGAGGGGGGCAGCAAUUCUAUCCCAAUAAUCAUGCCAUGCACACCCUUUUAGCUGCACAGCAGUUUCAACAACUCCAAAUUCAUCCUCAGAAGCAGCAUCAAUUUCAGCAGCUUCAACAACAAAUGUUGCAACAGCAGCAGCAACAACAACAGAGGGAACAGCAGCACCAACAAUCAAGCGACAUGAAAAUGAGAGAAGCUUCACCUACGCCAUGUCCUCCCAAAGAUAAUGCGUUGUCAGAUGUAAAUCCUUCAGGAGCUAAGGACUGUUGAAAAUUUGGACUGUUCAUUGCCUUGUUUGUUGUGUUACCUUGGUAGAUUUCCCUGCGUCUUGUGUCCUAGUGUAUUAGAUAAUGACCUGUCAUUUUUUCAUUCUUAAAACAGUACAAAUGGUCCUAGUUAGAGAUUGAGAAUAAUGCGUUUGCAUAUUUGCUGUUAUGUAACACUAAAAUUCAUUGAUAGUAGGUUAAUUUCUAUGGAUAUACAGGGUUAGGUAAGGUUCAUGUGGUCCAGUCUGCUGUCAGUUCCUUUUGCCUACAGCUACAUCAAAAUAGGCUAACUUUUGUUUGUUGAGAAA
This is a messenger RNA of Vigna angularis (adzuki bean), 1807 nucleotides long. RefSeq names its product probable transcription factor PosF21. Gene Ontology annotation, biological process: regulation of DNA-templated transcription. The record is from RefSeq and is a predicted model, not a curated record. The transcript has 5 exons. Gene Ontology annotation, cellular component: nucleus. Gene Ontology annotation, molecular function: DNA-binding transcription factor activity. Lineage: Eukaryota; Viridiplantae; Streptophyta; Magnoliopsida; Fabales; Fabaceae. The coding region runs from base 241 to 1503 and encodes 420 amino acids.